AACAACCCACCCCUCUCUCCGCUGAGCCAUCCGUCGUGAUGGUCAGUAGCUUUGAAGUGAGCACAGCAGCUGCAAACGUGGUGCGGUCAGCGGAAAAGAAAGAACGAACAAAGCAAAAACCGCGCAAGAAAAUAAUAAUCGUCCUUUCGUGCGCUUCGUCUUGCAUUUCUCCUCAUUUCGUUCGCAAUCGCUCGAGCGGACGGUCGCCAAAAGAAAAACGCUCUCGUCGUCUUGUGCCGGUCGGUCGGUCGUGACUCAAAACGCGUGCGGCGCAUUUACCUCCUAGUAGCCGCGAGGAAGAAGAUUUCUUGUGCUUGUGCGAUUUUUUCGGGAAGACGUGAUUGACGGACGAUUCCGGGUCGAGUGUGAAGAAAUUUAAUGUGCUAAUAUACUACUCCAUGGACUGUUGUGCUCUUCAUUUGACUGUUUGUGAAUACUGAAUCGGACUGCUGUUUGUUCAAGUGCCGGAAGGUUGAUUCGUUGGCGACGUAGCAGAUUUUCCAACGAGAUCCAUCCCGUACACCAACGCUCCAACUGCCCGGAUCAAACUAGAAUCAACAGGUGGUGUUGAUCCUAUCCUAUUCGCAUCGAUCUGCCGUCGAUUGCGGCACGCUCUCCACUCAGUCAGCAGUCUCGAUGCGUGCCAGUACGGCGAAUCCAGUUUCAUUUCAAGUGCGAUAAAAGCCAGUGCAGUAGUGAAGUGCAGUAUUUGUAGAGUGCCCCCCGAAAAUGGUGUUGAAACAGCGGGGGCCGGCCAUCGAGCUGCACUCCCCGACGGAGGACGUGCUAGUCAGCCCGGGCGGCGAAAGUUUACCACCGAUCGAGAAUGGAGCGACCAGCGGAUCGGGGACGGUUGCUAGCGGAGGAGACGAGCGGGUCAAAAUGAAGAAAGAGCUGGGUCUGCUGGAGGGAGUGGCCAUCAUCUUGGGUAUUAUCUUCGGGUCGGGAAUUUUCAUCUCGCCGAAGGGAGUGCUGCAGGAGGUUGGCGCCGUGGGCACUUCGCUGGUCAUCUGGGUGACGUGCGGAUUGCUGUCGAUGAUUGGGGCGCUGUGCUACGCUGAGCUGGGCACAGCGAUACCGAAGUCCGGUGGCGAUUAUGCGUACAUUUAUGAGGCCUAUGGUCCACUGCCAGCGUUCCUGUACCUCUGGGAUGCGACGGUGAUCUUUGUACCAAGCACAAACGCCAUCAUGGGACUUACCUUCGCCAGCUAUGUGUUCCAGCCGCUGUUUGCCGCCGGGUGUUCCGUUCCCACGAUCGGGCUGCAGCUGUUUGCCGCCGUGACGAUAUGUGCCCUGACCUACAUCAAUGCGUACGACGUUCGGGUCACCACCAAGAUGCAAAAUGUGUUCAUGUUCACCAAAAUCGGAGCCCUGGUGCUGGUUAUCAUCGUCGGUGUGGUGUGGAUGUCGCUCGGCGGCACGGAAAACUUUGAAAAUGCUUUCGAGAACACCGAAACGGAUCCGGGAAAGCUGGCGGUGGCGUUCUAUUCCGGUAUCUUUUCGUACGCUGGAUGGAAUUAUCUGAACUUCAUGACGGAGGAACUGCGAGACCCCUACAAAAAUCUGCCCAGGGCGAUCUACAUCUCUCUUCCGUUGGUCACCGGUAUCUAUGUGUUAGCAAAUAUGGCCUACGUUGCAGUUCUGUCACCGCAGCAGAUUCUCUCCUCGGAUGCUAUCGCCGUGACAUUCGCCCAAAAAGCUAUGGGCUGGGGCGCCUUCGUCAUGCCCAUCCUGGUUGCCAUCUCGGCUUUCGGUGGUCUAUCGGUGCACAUCAUGACUUCGUCGCGAAUGUGCUUCGUCGGCGCUCGCAACGGCCACAUGCCGGAGAUCCUGUCCCAUAUCAACGUCAACCGAUACACGCCGAUGCCGUCGCUGGUGUUCCUCUGUCUCCUCUCGUUGCUGUACCUGUUCAUCAGCGACGUGUACGUCCUGAUCACCUACAGCAGCAUAGUGGAAUCGUUCUUCAUCAUGCUCUCCGUAAGUGCGGUGUUGUACUUCCGGUACACCCGACCGGACAUCAACCGACCCAUCAAGGUUCAGCUGUGGGUCCCCACACUGUUUGUCAUCAUUUGUGCGUUCCUCAUCGUAGUCCCGUGCUACGUGGCACCGUACGAAGUGGGCAUGGGUGUCCUACUGACGCUGGCCGGUAUUCCCGUGUACUACAUCGGGGUGGCGUGGAAGAACAAGCCGGCAUCAUUUGAGAACGUGCUCCGCCGGGCGACGCAAUUCUGCCAGAAGAUGUUCAUGACGGCCAAAGAGGAGAACGGAGACGACGAAGGAUGAAAAAGCGGGAGCAACGAUUCCGGUAAUGUACAGCCUAGUGUUUUAGAAGACAGUGCAGACGCAAAGUGAUAGUAGUUUUGACUCUUUUUUAAUUAGUUAACGUGACCAGACGAAAUUUUUAUUCUCGGACGAAAUUUUGAAUCUCGAAACUUUUUUAUUAGAUCUGAUUUCAAUAUUUGACCAAAACUUUAUAACAGUGCCAAAUAAGUUUGGAGUUUAUUUUGGACCCCACACUCCUCAACAAUUUCCUUUUUGUGUUGCGAUAUAAUCGCCGUCCCCAUUAGUCAAAAUUCAAAUUUUUUUUUAUGUUUAUUCACUAGUGCGUCCAGUUCCAGUACUUACGUAAUAAGACGAAAAAAAUAAAAUAAAAUAAAUGUACGUUAUAAUCUCCAUUGCAUUUCGUGUAAGAGUCUUCACAAUUGUGCAUAUCAAGGAAGAGGUGCCCGUUUUGGGAAAUCUUUUUCUUGCUGUGCGUCAGACCGGAUACUGAGAUACCGGUUCAGCAUGAUACUUCUUCAUAAGAAGUAAAAGAAGACAUAUUUUCAACUAAUCCUAACAAAAACACCAGUGUGGUUUCACAAUAAAACAACGCUUUUGAGCUUUUUUCCUACAGACGACGAACAUCACCGAUCAAUUUGAAUCUCAUGCUUGGGUUUUUCUCAGACUGGUUCCUAUGAAAGCUAAACAUCUCAUUAUCAAGAAAAGGAAAGACAAAAGUUAAGACUAUACAUACAGAAAUCCCCAAACAAUAAGACCCGCUCGAAGUUAGGUGUAUAGAAGGAAGCCUUUGAAAUUGGCACCCAAGUGCAGCAGUGUUUGAAGGAUUGAAUAGUAACAUAAGAGAUUGAACUUAGGUUAAGUUUGAACAGCAAUGCCGACAAAUACCCAUAACGAUAAUAAAAUAUGCAAGAUUUUUUGUUAAA
Messenger RNA from Aedes albopictus (Asian tiger mosquito), 3206 nucleotides. RefSeq names its product Y+L amino acid transporter 2 (gene gb). NCBI's taxonomy places the organism in Eukaryota, Metazoa, Arthropoda, Insecta, Diptera, Culicidae. The record is from RefSeq and is a predicted model, not a curated record. The transcript is spliced from 6 exons. Gene Ontology annotation, cellular component: membrane. Bases 730 to 2283 code for a protein of 517 amino acids. Gene Ontology annotation, molecular function: L-amino acid transmembrane transporter activity. Gene Ontology annotation, biological process: amino acid transmembrane transport.